Molecule: messenger RNA, 462 nt
Organism: Protopolystoma xenopodis
Lineage: Eukaryota; Metazoa; Platyhelminthes; Monogenea; Polystomatidea; Polystomatidae
Source: the annotation of a GenBank genome assembly
AUGCCUGUAAUUUCUGACAUUGGUGAGCUUAGACUUUUCGAGGGCUCCGCUUUCCUUUUCGCUGCUCCCUGCACUUUACUCAACUGGCCCCUCUUCACACCCUCAUACUUGACUGGCUUCUCGAUUCUAUCGCGUUUUGCCUUGAGAUGUUGCUUACGUAUAUCAACUCGAAAACGGCUUCCUGUUUGCCCCAUUACUUGCGUCCUGCCUUCGUCCCUCUGUGCUCACCUUGUGCUGCCGGACAGUUCGCUACCAGAAUUGGAGCCAGAAUUGGGCGAAUAUUCCUUCAAAGCGAGCAAAAAGAUAGCAUUAUCUAUGCGUCCUCUUUGCUGUCCUGAUUUUCUGCAAGCCUACAUGCUUUCGAAAUGCACAAUGAUAGACAGGAGCAUGCUGACGCACACGUAUGUACACAUGUUUUCAUGCAAUGCAAUCUAUCACACACUAUAUCAAUGCGUUGGAUAA